AUGACUUCAACAUUAUCAUCAACAGAUGCAGAUUUCGAAAAUUUUGGUCAUAAAGUUUAUUUAACUGUUAGUCGAAAUAAUAAUAAUGAAAAUGUAUUUCUUUCAUCAGCAAGUAUUGCCCUUGCUAUGGCUAUGUGUGCAACUGGUGCUCGAAAUGAAACGCUAAAUCAAAUGUUACGUAUUCUUGAUGCAUCAUCAAUAGACCAGUUAACAAAAACAGCUGAACAAAUAAUGCGUAUUUUUUCUACUGUUAAUAAUGAUACACAAGUUAAACUUAAAUUAGUUAAUCGUCUUUAUGGACAAAAAGCAUAUGAACUUCGACAAGAUUAUUUAAGUCUUGUUCAAAGUUCUUUUAAAGCUGAUAUUAAACUUGAAGAUUUUGUAAAUGAUAGUGCAGAUGUUGUUAAAACAAUCAAUGGAUGGGUUGAAGAACAAACAAAUAGUUUAAUUAAAAAUUUACUCUCGUCAAAUGAUGUAACACGUGAUACACGUUUGAUUAUUGUCAAUUGUAUUUAUUUUAAGGGUACAUGGGUAGAACAAUUCAAAGAACAUUUAACAGAUCAAAAUGCUGACUUUCAUGAAACUAAUGAUAAAAUAUCAAAAAUAAAAUUAAUGCAUCAAAAAAAAACAUUUCGUUAUGCUGAAAAUAACGAUUUAAAUGUACAAAUUGCUCAUUUACCAUAUGAAAGUGAUAAACAUGGCGUUCGAUUUGUUUUUACUGUAAUUUUACCAAAACGAGAUAUUUCAUUAGAUAUAGUUGAACAAAAAUUAGCAUCAAAACCAGAUUUAAUGAGACGCGUGUUAAGUGAUGAAGAUACAACAAAAAAAGAACUUCUUUUAUAUUUGCCAAGAUUUAAAAUGGAAGCUAAAUUUGAAUUAAAUGAUGUUCUUAUACAACUUGGAAUGAUAAAUGCAUUUGAUGGAAGCAAAGCAGAUUUUACUGGUAUGGUCAGUGAACAAGAUGAUAGAACUGGUUUAUAUAUUAGCAAGGUUAUUCAUAAAGCAUUUGUCGAUGUCAAUGAACUUGGUUCAGAAGCAGCAGCAGCCACAGCUGUUAUUAUGACCCGUUGUUGUGCAUUCAUAGUGGAGGAAGAACAGCCUAUUGAAUUCAAAGCUGACCGACCAUUUUUAUUUUUCAUUCGUGAAACUCGGCAAAAUAUUGUUUUAUUUAGUGGCAAGUUUGCUUCACCACCAACAACUUCAUAA
Molecule: messenger RNA, 1206 nt
Organism: Rotaria sordida
Lineage: Eukaryota; Metazoa; Rotifera; Eurotatoria; Philodinida; Philodinidae
Source: the annotation of a GenBank genome assembly